Aspergillus caelatus is the source of this 663-nucleotide messenger RNA. RefSeq names its product RNA polymerase II mediator complex middle subunit MED9. Gene Ontology annotation, molecular function: transcription coregulator activity. The record is from RefSeq and is a predicted model, not a curated record. NCBI's taxonomy places the organism in Eukaryota, Fungi, Ascomycota, Eurotiomycetes, Eurotiales, Aspergillaceae. Gene Ontology annotation, biological process: regulation of transcription by RNA polymerase II. The coding region runs from base 1 to 663 and encodes 220 amino acids. Gene Ontology annotation, cellular component: mediator complex. The transcript has a single exon.
AUGGCUUCUCGAUCCCCGGCGGCGGUUACUCCACUGCCAAAAUUAUCGUCGGCUCCCCAGACACCCAUCGUUAGGGAUACAACGGCUGCACCGUCAACAGUGCCGCAACCAGUCCCCUUCCCUCCUCCACAGACGUUCGAUAUUAUCCCACCAUUGCACGGUCUGCUUCUCCGACUACUCUCACCACAGCCGAAUACUGAAGGUGUAUCGAAUGACACACGAGCCGCCGAAGAUCCCGCUGUUGCUACAGCUCCCACCGGUGCCACGUCCACUGCGGCAGGCCAGUCUCAGUCUCACCCACAACACCAGCAAUCGGCUGCUGGGAACCAGAACAAUGAUGGCCAUGGCGUAAUGCCCACUGCUUCCUCUGCGGCACCAGGGAGCGCCUCCGCUGCGGCCGAGAUAGCUGCGUUGAGUUCAAACGCGCCUCCACCGCUAGACAUCAAAGACCUUCCUACCGAGGCCAGCUCCAUCAAGAUUCGUAUACAGAAAGCACAAGCUGUGGUGGAGAGCCUGCCUGAUGUGCAGCGUUCAGUUGUGGAACAGGAGAGGGAGAUCAAAGAACUCGAGCAUAGAAUCUCUAGACUCAAAUCGGUCAUCUCAGAUUUUGGGAGAAGAGCGGACUCUGCGAAGACCGAGAAAACGGAGAUAGAAGCAGCUUGA